GGCGGCCAUUGAGGGCGGGUCCCGAUGUGUUUGGGUUCGUGCUCCUCCAGGGAGUGAGACGGCGGCGACGAGGAAAGUUUAUUUUUUGGUGGCGGUUGACCCCCCCUCCCCCCGCCAUUUGUUUUGAUCUCUGUAUCUGGCGGCUGGAUUUCCCCGGCGGGUAAAACGGGCGGGAAAAGCGGCUCCCGCAGCAGCGCCCGUGGAAAGGAGGUGGGCUCUCCGUGUGCACCGCUGCGGGCGAAGAGGCGACGGCUGCGGCUCCUCGUAGGUGGUAGGCUGGAGAAAGAGAAAAGAUUGGAUGUUCUUCAUGUAUCCACUUCUGUGGUUUGACUUUUGCACUGAAUGUAGCCAGGAUGGGUCCUUUCGGGCUUCAGCAGCCCUGAGAAACUGUCGAGGCAGAAUUUCGUGUUUCAGCAGAGUUUUGCACAGAUUCUGUUCCCAUGCAAACUGAUGAGGGAGAAAUUUUGUCGGAAGCUGGUUCCAAGCUUCUCCUCACACUGUUGCCCAGCCUCUGCUUUCCCAUAUGCUUUCAGUCUCUGCCAGUGUCCCCAAAGCAAGAUGGAACAUGAGGAUUUUGUAAUGGAAGGGCAUGGCAAGACUCCACCUCCUGGUGAAGAAAACAAACAAGAGAAGGAGCAAGAAAAGGAAGAACAGUUAAUGGAAGACAAGAGAAGAAAGAAAGAGGAUAAGAAAAAGAAGGAAUCUACUCAGAAGGUAAGCCAGGUCACAGAUCAAAAAACCAAAGUGCCCGAAGCGACGAAACCAAGUUUAAGCCAACCAGUGACCGCCAGCCCAAUUGGCAGCUCUCCAUCGCCACCAGUCAAUGGUGGCAACAAUGCCAAAAGGGUGGCAGUGCCGAACGGUCAACCGCCAAGCGCCGCCCGCUACAUGCCUCGGGAGGUGCCGCCGCGAUUCCGUUGCCAGCAGGACCACAAAGUGUUACUGAAACGUGGGCAGCCCCCUCCGCCAUCUUGUAUGCUCCUUGGGAGUGGAGUAGCGCCACCUCCUUCUCCAGCACCUGGAGUAAAUCCAAACAACGCACAACUAGUAACAACAGGAGUGCUGCUGCCAUGUGACAGUGGGACUGCAACAGAUUCAACAACUGGAGGUGGUGCUUCUUCAAAUUAUGCAAAUUCCACUUGGGGUCCUGGAGCCUCCUCCAACAGCACCAAUGCCAACCCAACUCACGUCUGGGACGCGGUGAUUGUAGACAGGUCUGACAUGGAAGAGUGGCCUUGUAUUGCCAGCAAAGAUACUGAGUCUUCUUCCGAGAACACCACAGACAACAACAGUGCCUCGAACCCUGGCUUGGAGAAGAGCACUCUGCCAGGAAGCACCACUAGUAACAAAGGAAAAGGAAAAAACCAGUGCCAGUCUGGAAGCUCUGGUAACGAAUGUAAUCUUGGGGCCUGGAAAUCUGACCCUAAAGCUAAAUCUGUUCAAUCUUCCAAUCCUGCAGCAGAGAGUAAUAGUGGUCUAGCAAGCUGGAGGAACUUGAGUGGGCAGGACAGAAUUGGCCCCAGUUCUGGCUUCAGCAAUUUCAACCCAAAUAGCAACCCAUCUGCUUGGCCAGCACUAAUUCAGGAGGGCAAUUCAAGGAAAGGGACUUCAGAAUCUGAUAAUGGUGGCUCCAAUGCACAGAUUAGUACAGCAGGUCAGACAUCUAGGGAACAGCAGUCAAAGAUGGAAAAUGCGGGUGUUAACUUUGUCUCUGGCAGAGAACAGGCUCAAAUUCACAACACUGAUGGACCAAAAAAUGGAAACACUAACUCCUUGAACUUAAGUUCACCAAACCCAAUGGAGAAUAAGGGAAUGUCCUUUGAAAUGGGCUUUGGGAACCCCUCCAGGAACACUGAUGCCCCUUCACAAAGCACUGGAGAGAGAAAGACUGGGAGUGUUGGGUCUUGGGGUACAGUUAGGGGGCCUUCUGGAAUGGACAGUGUCUCUGGUCAAAGCAAUUCUGGAAAUCAUGGGAACAAUGGAAAGGAUAGGGAGGACUCGUGGAAGGGAGCUUCUGUUCAAAAAUCGAAUGGGUCACGAAGCGAUUCUUGGGAUAACAGUAACAGGUCUACAGGUGAUGGGUCUUGGACCAUUGGCCCUCAACACUCUAGUGAAAACAAAUGGAGUGAAGGGAACAAAAUGACAUCAGGGGUGUCUCAGGGAGAAUGGAAACAGCCGUCUGGGUCUGAUGAAUUGAAGAUUGGAGAAUGGAGUGGUCCAAACCAACCAAAUUCUAGCACUGGAGCAUGGGACAAUCAAAAGGGCCACCCCCUUCCUGAAAACCAAGGCAAUUCCCAGGCUCCCUGUUGGGGUAGAUCUUCCAGCUCUACAGGAAGUGAGGUUGGAGGUCAAAGCACUGGAAGCAACCAUAAAGCAGGAAGUAGUGACAGUCACAAUUCUGGACGUCGAUCAUAUAGGCCUACACAUCCUGAUUGCCAAGCAGUCUUGCAAACUUUGUUGAGCAGGACUGAUUUGGAUCCCCGAGUGCUUUCAAAUACUGGCUGGGGUCAAACUCAAAUCAAGCAAGAUACUGUUUGGGACAUAGAAGAGAUGCCAAGGGCAGAGGGAAAGACUGAUAAAGGAACUGAGGGGUGGGAGAGUUCUGCCAUUCAGACAAAGAGCUCAGGGGGCUGGGGAGAUGCACCCAGCCAAAGCAAUCAAAUCAAGUCUGGAUGGGGUGAACUCUCUACUCCGACAGAGUGGAAAGAGCCCAAAAACACUGGAGGAUGGAAUGAUUUCAAGAACAAUUGUUCUAAUUGGGGAGGAGGAAGACAAGAAGAAAAGGUGACAACAUCUUGGAAUGAGAAUUCCAACAAAGACCCCGGGUGGAAUGGACGGCCACCUAAUCAAGGGUGGUCUUCUGGAAAGAAUGGCUGGGGAGAGGAAGUUGACCAAACAAAAAAUAGUAACUGGGAAAGUUCAGGAAACAAGUCGAUGUCAGGCUGGGGUGAAGCUGGUCAAAAUGAGAUUGGGACUUGGGGUAAUGGUGCAAAUACAAACUGUUCCUCAAAAGGAGGGUGGGAUAAUAAUAAAAGAACUCCAGCAUGGAAUGAUUCUGGUAGGCAAGCCAAUUCCUGGAAUAAUCAGCAACAGCAGCACCAUCCGCAGUCAGAAGCACCUGGCUCCUGGGGCCCACCACCACCACAGCCUCCAGGAAAUGGGAGGUCACCCAAUCCUAACUGGAACAGUGGGCCACAGCCAACUGCCUCAAAGGAUGAGGAACCCAGUGGCUGGGAAGAACCAUCCCCCCAAUCAAUUAGUCGAAAAAUGGAUAUUGAUGAUGGCACCUCAGCGUGGGGAGAUCCCAGCAGUUACAACUACAAGAAUGUGAACCUGUGGGACAAGAACUCACAAGGUGGGCAAGCUUCACGAGAACAGAAUCUGCCAACUCCAAGGCCCAGCAAAGUAGCACCCUCAGUCUGGAACAAAAGCACACCUCCUGCUCCAGAUAAUGGUACAGCUGCUUGGGGUGAACCAAAUGAAACCAGCCCUGGAUGGGGUGAAGCUGAUGAUACAGGGGCUUCUACAGGUUGGGGAAAUGGACCCUCCACUGCACCAAAUGCCAUAAAACCUAGUUCCAAACCACCUCAAGAUGGUUGGGGGGAUAAUGAUGGGCCAGUAUCAGGAACAAGGCAUUCCAGCUGGGAAGAAGAGGAGGAAGGAGGAGUCUGGAACACAGCAGGCUCUCAGGGAAGCAGUUCCUCCCAUAAUUCAACAAGCUGGGGACAAGGAGGAAAGAAACCACAGAUUAAGUGUUCGUUAAAAGGAGGAAGCAGUGAUUCGUGGAUGAAUUCUUUAUCUGAUCAGAUGUCAAAUAUGGGAUUGCUAAAUCAAACUGAAGACACUCCGGGCAGUAAAAUGGACUUAUCAGUAGGUGGUCUCCAAGAUAAGAAAUUUGAUGUGGAUAAACGAGGGAUGAAUCUCGGGGAUUUUAAUGACAUUAUGAGAAAAAGUCGGCCAGGUUUUCGUCCUCCUAAUUCCAAAGACAUGGGAGCCCCAGAUAGUGGGCCUUACUUUGAAAAGCUGACUUUGCCUUUCUCCAAUCAAGAUGGGUGCCUUGGGGAUGAGGCUCCCUGCUCUCCCUUCUCCCCUUCUCCCAACUACAAGCUUUCUCCCUCUGGUUCCACACUACCCGUCUGCCUUGGGGCAAUCGGCUCAGGGCUCAACCCCCAAAACUUCGCUGCUAGACAAGGUGGCAAUCAAGGUCUGUUUGGAAACAGCACAGCACAAUCGAGAGGAAUGCACCCACCAGUGCAACCGCUAAACCCUUCACCUAAUAUCCGGGCACAAGUGCCUCCCCAGUUUCUUUCUCCCCAGGUUUCUGCCUCCAUGCUCAAGCAAUUUCCUAACAGUGGUCUGAACCCAGGUCUUUUCAACAUGAAUCCCCAGCUUUCUCCUCAACAGAUUGCUAUGUUGAGCCAACUUCCGCAGAUCCCCCAAUUUCAGCUUGCUUGUCAACUCAUCCUCCAGCAACAGCAGCAGCAGCAACAACAACAACAACAGCAACAACUGUUACAGAGUCAAAGAAAGAUUUCCCAAGUAGUACGACAACAGCAAGAACAGCAGAUUGCCCGUAUGGUGAAUGCCUUUCAGCCACAACAGAGGCAGCCUGGCAUGAAACAUUCUCCAUCCCAUCCAGUUGGGCCUAAACAUUUAGACAGCAUAGUACCUGGUGGUCUGAAUGUGAGUCUCUCAGAUAUACCAACCAAAGGGCAAAUUCCUGGAUAUAGUUCAGGUUUUGGUUCGAGUGGCAUGGAUUAUGGCAUGGUAGGAGGGAAAGAAACUGGAACAGAAUCUCGCUUUAAACAAUGGACUUCUAUGAUGGAUGGAUUGCCAUCUGUAGCUUCCCAAGAUGCCAAUAUGCACAAAAAUGGGACGAUUGUGCCCCCUGGAAAAGUACGAGGGGCAUCGCCCUAUAACCAAUUUGAUAUAAUCCCUGGCGACCCACUGGGCAGCCACACAGGUCCUGCUGGAGAUAGUUGGUUACCUGCCAAAUCUCCACCAACAAGUAAGAUUGGAAGCAAAUCCAGCAAUGCCAGUUGGCCUCCAGAGUUUCAGCCAGGAGUGCCAUGGAAAGGUAUUCCAAACAUUGACCCUGAAUCUGAUCCCUAUGUGACCCCAGGAAGUGUGCUGGGGGGUACAGCCACAUCCCCCAUUGUAGAUACUGAUCACCAACUUCUGCGGGACAACACCACAGGGUCUAAUUCUUCCCUCAACACCUCGCUGCCUUCACCUGGUGCCUGGCCCUACAGUGCCUCUGACAAUUCCUUCACAAAUGUUCAUAGCACUUCAGCAAAGUUCAGUGAUUACAAAUCAACAUGGUCCCCAGAUCCCAUAGGACCCAAUCCCCCUCAUCUCUCCAACAAGUGGAGAAACAAUAUUUCCUCAAGAAACACUACAGGGCUACCCCGCCCACCUCCUGGUCUGAGUAAUCCAAAACCAUCCUCUCCCUGGAGCAGCACAGCACCCCGCUCACUCAGGGGGUGGGGGGCACAGGAUUCAAGGCUUGCCUCUGCCUCUACCUGGAGUGAUGGUGGAUCUGUUCGUCCCAGCUACUGGCUGGUUCUUCACAAUCUCACUCCGCAGAUUGAUGGGUCAACUUUGAGGACCAUCUGCAUGCAGCAUGGUCCACUGCUGACAUUCCAUCUCAACCUGACCCAAGGCACCGCCCUUAUCCGAUACAGCACCAAGCAGGAGGCAGCCAAGGCCCAGACUGCACUGCACAUGUGUGUUUUGGGAAACACUACCAUCUUGGCUGAGUUUGCCACAGACGAGGAGGUUAGUCGCUUUCUGGCACAAGCUCAGCCUUCUACACCUGCAGCAACACCCAGCACACCUGCAGCAGGCUGGCAGUCUCUAGAGACAGGACAGAAUCAGACAGAUCCAGUGGGACCUGCUUUGAAUCUUUUUGGUGGGUCAACAGGGCUUGGGCAGUGGAGCAGCGGUGGUGGCAGCAGCAGUGGGGGUGACCUUGCUGGUGCUUCAUUAUGGGCCUCCCCAAAUUACUCUUCAAGCUUGUGGGGGGUUCAGAGUGUAGAAGAUCCCCACAGGAUGGGAAGCCCUGCUCCCUUACUACCUGGAGACCUUCUAGGCGGAGGGUCGGAUUCAAUCUGAACUUAAAACUUUCAACUCUGACCUCGUGACCUUUUUUGGAACAGCAGCAGCACUAACUUGACCUUUUCUUUUUUUUCAACUUGCAAUAAAUACAUUUUAAAAGGAAAAAAGAAAAUGGAGAGAGAAAAAAAGGUGGGUCAUUGACAGGACUGUCUGAGCACAUAGUUGCCUCCCUUAUAACUUCAGUUUUUUCGUUUGGAAUAUGAAUCCAAAAAGAGAACAUAUCACUCUUGAAAUACUUGAAUCAUGAACGCCAACUUAGAAAGACAAUGUGAAGCAAGUACACAUACCAUUCAAAUCUAAACACAAAAAUUUAAAAAAAAUUAGUUUCUAGUUUUUCACUUUUUCAUGUUAUACGGAAGUUGUUGCUACGAAACAUAUAUACUGAAAAAUAGCUUUUUAACUUUGUUUGCACUGGGUGUGUUUCCGUCCUUAGGUCUACUAUGUCGGGAAGGGGCAGGGUUCAAAAGAAUUGGGGGUGGGGUGGGAGGGGAAGACUUGACGGAGCCUCACUUUAAAAAACAAAAAAGGAAAAAAAAACACUUUGUGAUUGGCUGGUUGAUAUAUACCAGUAUGUUCUGGCACAUGUAACUGCCCCGUGUGUGUGUUUCUGUGAGAGCGUGUAUGUGAGCAUGGUUGUGUGCGUGUGUGCGCAUUUUUGUCUUGGAAAGCUGCAUUGCUGUUGGUCAGCAACCUACCUGGCUAGACUCUUAAACUGAAUAAUGAUGGUGCCUGUGACUGGUGCAAAAUCAAAUUGACCUGUGUUAAAAUCUGUCGGUGGUAUUUUUAUUUUAGCAGGGUAUUCAGCGCAGUACAGAUCUUGUUCUGACCCUGUCAUAGAGCAAAACACUGCCAUAUCCUAAGGAUUUGGUGAGAGGGGUGCCAGUGUGGGAGUUCAGGGUUUUGAGGGUGGGGAGGGGGGUGAUCUGUUUUGCCUAGAAGUGUAUUUGUGUCUCUAAUGAGACUUUUUGAGUGAACCCAAGCUUACUUUUUAUGACAAGGCCUUUCACCUUUUGGGGGACACCAGGGGGUAAUGGGCAUCACAUUUCUUUGUGACAAAGACCUAUGUAAUAGUUGAAGCUUCUGCAGUCCUUAAGAACCAAAUCCUGUAGCUAUUCCUCAAGUCUGCAUACUAAGGUUCUUAUCCUUUCAUGGAAAAUCCACCAAAAUUCAGGCCUAACUGUAUUUUCUUAAGUGGUCUGCUGUUUGUGACAAAACUAAAAUGUCAGUAGUUUGCUGGCCUAUCUUGUAUUGUGAAAGCACAUGCAGCAACUUUUGUUCUCCUUUCUCCAUAGUGAGCGUUACCUGUGCCAGGCCUAGGUGUAUUACAGCACCAGACCAUCACUGACAGAAACGUUUACUUACGAAUGUUCUUAAACCAGUGUGUACUUUGAGCAUUUUUUCUCUGUGUAUUUCCUGUGUAUGUCUUGCUUAGGCUUUGCUUAGGCAGGCAUAUAACUAGCAAAGACUUCUUUUGUUUAUAAAGUAUUGCACCUUUAUUAUUUUUACUUUUCCCUGUACUGUUGCUUUUUAUUGUCGGUAUUUAAAGAAAGGUUGUAUGUUGUUGAUGUUGUUGUUGAUGUUGUUGUUGUUUUAUUUUUUUAAACAACAGUGUAGUAGUACUCUGGGCAGGAUAGGGGAGACCUAUACUUAAUUCAGAAGAUAGCCAGUGUGUGCACUGGGACAGAAUUGCUUGUUGUGAAGAAAGCCGUAGCAAACAUUGCCUUUACACAAAGCAAUUUUGAAGAUGGGCAGACAGGAUAAGAACAGGGAGAAGGAGGCAUUAUUCUUUGAAGUGUUAGAACUUAGCUCUGGAUUUUUGCUAGCUCUGCAUUAUACUGAAUAACAAAAGUGCUGCAAUAUUCUGUACCAGCAAAUACCUACAUAACUCCGGUACUUGGAAGUAGCAGAUCAUAAUGUACAGGAUCACAACAGAAGAUUCUUUCUCCUUCAGCAGUUUCAUUUUUAAAAAAAAAUCAGUGGUGUCUGCUAUAUAAGUAUUGAUAGCAAAAUUAAAGCAAAAAAAUUCCUCACAUUUAUGUAGAAAGGGAGGAGUUGUGAAUUCUGUACAUGAACUCGGUUUCACAGGAAGACUAAAUAAGGGGAUUACUGCAUUUACAUCUGCCUGUUAUUUUGCUGUGAAGUUGAGUGGUAAACAUAGACAGGUGUUGCGUAUUUAACCUUCAGAAUCUGCAGCAUAUGUGGAUCUUUUAAGUGUUUCCCUAUUUCUCCCUUUGUCAUUGUAUCUUGUAAGUUGAAGCAAAAUGUCCCCCCCCCCAUUCCUGCCAGUUAAGUUUCCCUUGCAGCCCCUACACAUGCCUGCUCCUAAAACAGCUGUAUUUGUCUCUGGGGCCUCAGUGUUGAAAGCAUGCAGGACAAACUAUUAAAAAAAAAAAGCUCUGAGCUGGGAGGACAUCGGAAUACUGCACCUCAUGGCCUAGAAAACAGCUAUGUGCUCCAAUAUGUGACUUGACACACAAGCAGGUUCACUACUGUGUUAUCAACUCUCUCCCAACCUGCCCUACGGUCCCUUUGCCUGCACUUUGGAUUUGUUGAGUUCAUUACGAUACUACGGUGAAAGCCGGGUGCUAGAGCCCCUCUUGUUUACAAGACAUAAUGAGGGAUAUGACAUAUUUAAAAAAUGAAAAGCUAAAAUGUUCUUCCAUCACAAGCUUAAAGGGAAAAAAUUAAAAACUUUUUAAAAAAAGACCAAAAAGUGCGUGUGCAUAUAUAAAUAUAUAUAUAUAUAUAAGAUGAAGACUAACUCUGGGAGCAUUUAACAGUGUUUUUGUGUUUUAACAUUUAUUUUCCUGCUUUAAAUUUGCAAGCAUUCUCAGGAAUUCUAGGGUAGGAAGCCAGUUUUCGAAGAUGGUUUAUUUAACCUUUACCUUAUCCUAGAUAGAUGGUUGUUUCUUUCGUAAACUUUUACAAGUUCCUGAAUCUUCAAAAAGUUUAAAAGUUUUUUUUCUUUACAAAAAGCAAAAAAUUUGAAAAACAAAAUCUUAACUAAUACAAACUCCAAUUGUCAGAACUGGGGAUCAAAAAAAAUUUAAAGUACAAAUUGAUUACAAAAGAAUUCUCAGUAGCAGCAACACAAAUUCAUUGUAUUCUUAAAAGUCCAAGUUGUGAAAAGAUUUAUACUUUUAGAGCUUAGUCUCAAGUGGAAGCGCGUGUGCAGAUGAGUGGGGGAGAGGAUUGCGUAUGAAUGAAAGUAUAAUCAUCUAGUUGUUUCACAGUGAGCAUAAAAUCUUCCUCCAAGCACCUUUUUAAAAUAAACAGUUAAAAAAGAGUAAAAAAAUGCAUUUUGAUUUGACUAAAUCAGUCAACCACAGUUAAGAAGAAUUGCUGGGAGUACAGGAUGGUGCUUCUUGAAACCACUUUUAGAUUGACAGUGCUUCAGAGAAGCAGAAUCUUUAUUGUGACCCAGUAAUGGAGCUGUUUUAACUUUUACUAAUUUUAAAACAGAAAAUAGGGAAAGAAGAAUGUGGGAGAAAUCAGUGAAGUGUAUCUGGGGAAAAAGGGCUUGGUGUAUUUUAAUCAUUUUGAAGAUUUUUUUUUUGUUUGCUUUUUCCAUUUAUCAACCAGAGAUGUGUAAGUGAGAAAUUUUGGGAAGUGGGUUGGAGGUAAGAUAUAUUAACUGCUGCUGCCAGCUACUGGGACUCCCAUUCUUAAGAACCAGUUUACUGCAGCUUUUUCCUGGGAUGGAUAGCUCAGAGCUUCCAGCACAAAGAGAGAAGGACUUGAUGUGCUUGAAGCAUUUUUGUUAGAAUGAAAAUAACAAGCCGCUUUAGUGCCUUUGUAAUACAUCCUUGCAUCCUACAAAAGACAUAUGCAGUCUAGUCACUCCAAGGAAACAAAUGAACCCAUUUUUCUAAAACAAAAAGCAUUUCUCUGAGCAUGCUGAAUAGAAGCCUCAAAGGCCUGCCGUGCAAAGAGUUACAUAUAAAAUACAUGUAAACAUUUUUCUUUGAAAUCUAAGGGCAAUUUUCAUGCAUUACUACUUUCUUGUUUUGAACUACUCUUCAAAUAGAAGUGUGAAGUAAUGCCUGGUUUUCUGUGACAUCCAUUGUGUGUUCUUUAGUUGUGUGUUGCAUUGUUUCCCAAAUUGCACCUUGAAAAAAAAUGCAUCAACUGAUUCCUAGUGUGAUAGGCCAGUGAGAGGAGCCCCCUUUUGUUUUUUUAAAGGAAGUUAUUUAUCUGAACGCUUUAUCAGAGGCUUUGACUUAUUUCCCCCUAUAAUUUUUUUUAAGUCGAAAAUUACAAAAGCCUGUUACUUGGCUGACAACUGCUGAAGAAGGUAUAAAGGUAACUGUGUAACUCUGUCAUAUUUAAAGCAUCCUUUACCUCUCAACAUUUCAACCUAUGCAUAUUGAAGUUUGUCAUAUUUUUGAAGAAGUGAACUAAAAUAUCAAUCUUGGCAACCUUCCAUCCCUGAUGAAUACCUGGAAUGUUUAAUCAGCCCUUUGGACCAUAGCAAUACAGGUUUCCAAACACCUUUUCUGUUUUGAAUCUGCUAUGUUCUCUGGCCAGUGAGGAUGAUACUUUUGGGAACUAAGCACUAAACUAUACUUGAGAAAAUGUUUUCUGCAGCUGUUUUGUGGGUGGUGUUACUAUAUUUUCAUGUAUGUUCUACACACACACACACAAAAAGGCAAUAGGUCUCAUGGGGUGUUGGAGACCUCUUCAGAUUGCCAGAGCACCCUGCGCAGCUUGAAGCCACGUGUCAAAUUUUUCGUUUUCUCUUAUAAAGUUGCUCCCUCCAUGAAAAGGAGAAACAGUCCAUAUCAAUGUUUUGUCCUCCUUUUUAGUUGUAUAUUUUAAAUGCACAUGCCCAACUUAAAAAAUAGCCCUAUUUUGGUUCUAUUCACUCUUUUAAUAUAUGGCCUAUAUGAACCUACUGCCAGAACCAGCAUCUAAUUGGAUGGGUCUUGCGAUAACACCUUUCCUAUAAUAGUACUAUUCCCAGAAAGCUGCUUAUUACGCCAUGCUGAACCAUUCUGGGAAGGUUGCAGUCUUUUCCAGUGCACCCGUAUAAAGUGGAUAGAGUGAGCUUUUCCUUCACUCUUGGGUUCCCUUUGUAAAGGAAUAUGUUAAAAGCAUGUUUUUACUCUGCCACUUAGCCAAAGCAAAACUCUUCACCUUAUCUUUGAAAAUUUUUAAAAUAAAUUAGUGAAUAUAAACAGACAGACAUUUCCUGUUUGAUUUUCAAUGCAGGCAUUUGAACUGGCAAGUGUAACAAGUAUUAACGCCUCUUUCUAUUCUGUCCUCCACUGCCAUGGCAAAUGUUACCCGAUCUUCACUGUCAUCCAAAUAGUAGUGUUCGAAUCACUCACCUUUAUUUUUUUAUAGUAUUGGCUAAUUGAGAUACUCUGUUCUCCCCUGAGAUGGUUCUGUUUAGUUUAGCUGUAUUGUUCCUUCAUUAUAAAUAUGCAACAGCAAAAACACUCUGCAUAUAAUACAAAUGCUACCCAAAAUGCAGUUAAAAUGAUGCAUUCUGAAAUGAAUACAUGCUUUCCAAGGCAUGCAUUGAUUGGAGCGAUACUGACUGAAGGAAGAUGGAUAAAAUCUAUAUUACUGGUUUCCCUAAUUUUCCACAAAGCUACAGCUGUUCAUUUGAAUGCUGAUUAGUCUCCAUGUUAUGAUAUGCUAAUGAUAUUGGGAGCAUUAUGUAGAUGGAUGAUUUGGUAGUAACAGUUACACCUGUUGAAUACAAGGCUUAAUCAGCAAAGAUGUAAUGUUGUUUAUUCUUUAUUCCAAUAAUAUUUUGGCAGAUUUUCCUACUGUAGCAAUCCCUCUCAAAGGUUUAAAACUUUGCUGGUUUUUUAAAAGUAUAUAUUGACUCUGAUCCAUACAAUUUGGUCAUACAGUUUUGAUCAGUUAUGAAUUAGUAAAUUUCUAAGAAAAUUCUGUAGUGCUCUUAAGGAUGGGUGAAAGGAGUAAAAUAAACAAAUUUUGUGCUGAAGAUAGCUUUUAUCCUCCUUCAGAACAUUGCUAAAAUGUAUAUAAACAGUCACCAAAUUAAAAGGAUUAUUCCCCUCUUAUGCUACAAUAGGGAACAAAAUUCUAACCUGAUCUUCUGGCUGUCAGGCUUCAUCAGAUGCUAGCAGUUGUCAGACCAACCUAAGUGCCCUUUAACUGUUCUCCAUGGCCAUGUCAGAUACAGAUAAGUAGUUUCACAUGGCUGAGAGGAUAUUUAACAGGCACCAUAGACAUUACCAAAUGUGUGAUAUGGAACAGUGUCAACAUACCUGCUUCUUAAGUUUGUGCAGUAUGGCAUAUAUUUACAAAUUUCUCAGAGACAUGGGCCAUAGAAGGAUCAAAAGAAUCAACCUCAACUAAGAGCCAGUUUCUUCGUGUACUUGGCAGUGGUGAUAGCUAGAGUUAUAUAUGCCCUUGUCUUUUUUUUAAAUGCAUUUUUUUUAGCCAUAGAGUUUGAAUGUGUUUUUACUUGAGCCUGACAACCAUCCAUUUAAACACAAAUCCAGGUUAUUGAAGUUAAAGCAUUGUGCCAGGCAGCCUGUGGGUAUAUUUUGACAUAUGAUUAGCUGUCCAUGGAGCAAAAUAAAAUAAGAAUAUGGAGAAAUGUUCCAGGGAUAAACAACACAGUUGGACAGUGUUGAGCAAGAAAUGGUGUGUUUUUUUAAGCGCUUAGUGCCUCAUCUUAGGUAAUAGUAUGCCAGUUAAUGCAUUCAAAGAACUAAAGUUCCUCAUUUCUUACCAUGUUUUAAAUCAGAGAAAAUAAAUGCAUAUUGUCUUUCUGUAUUAGAAAAUGCAGCGGUUAAUUGAGUCCUCCUUCUAAAGAUUGCUUUGCUUGCUGGAUAAUAAUUUUUGUGGCAUGGUUGUGAAUAUCAAGUGCUUUUCUUCUCCUUCCUUAUCCCAGCCAGACUGGCUCACCCUCCUUUUAUAUUAAGUGCUGAGUGCUUUGAAGUUUGGGUGGGAAGGGGCAGGGCAUAAAGGAAAUAAAGGGAGCCAAGUUAGAGCAGCCUUACUUUAGGGAGUAGCCUUACAACAGAGCUUUAUAGUGAGGGUGUGCUGUAUUCCAAAUUGUGUAAGCCAAAAAUGAAAAAAAAAAUCAUUUAUGCAAAAAGAGGCGUUAACUUCUUAACAUAAUAUGUACCUUCUGAAGGUAGAAUAGGGUCUCAUGAAGUGAUACAUUGUGAUGCUUCUUGCUGGGUCAGUAGGUAUGGGAUUUGGGAUAUAAGCGCUUAACAUUCCCUUGUGGGUUUUUUUAGGGUUGUGUUUUGUUUUUAGUUUUGAACAAGCAGUAAGUUAAAUGUGGUAUCUCUGAAUGUGCCUUUGUGAGUAUGUGACUGUCGGUCCGAGAAGACUACUUGGGCUUGACAGGGGGAGAUGAUAGUCAGUUUAUUCUCUCUAAAGGUCAAAUGCAAAGAUUCCAGCCUGCUGGUACCUUUUGACAGUGUCUUUUGGGGCUGGUCUCUAAGCUGCGCAGUAUGCAGUUGUGUGUGGCAGAUGCAUCCAGGUGUGGAUGGGUUGUAAUUCACAUGUUGACAUUUUUAGGCUAGUGCUCCGUUGCUGGUUGAAUUCGUAUAUGUAUUAUGUACCUAUUACAUUUGUGUAUGUGGCUUGCUUUAACUUUUUUUUUUUUUAAGCACUGGAAAAUGAAACGCAGUGAUGUUUGAGACACAUUUAUGCAUGUAGAGAAGAAGGUAUUUUGUAGCUUCUGCCAUUCUUGGGUGUAGGCACACUUUUGCCCUCUAUCAGUGUCCUGAUAAUAGAAAAAAGAGAAAUCUACCCUAUAACUUCUAGCACACUUAUUGUUGCCAUUUAAAUGAACAGGGUAUUACACAAGAAUAUAAGAUGUUUUUGAAAUGGUGAGGAAGAAGUGUUGUUUUUUAAUCAAAACGUAAUUCUUUGUUUCUUUGAAGCUGUUUGUAGCUAAACAUGGGAAUCUGCAGUGUCUACUUUCAUUUGUUUUUUUCAUAUAUAUUCCACCUCUUCUUCUCCCCACCUCAAAUGCAAGGUGUACAAAAUCAAGAGCUGCUGUAGCACCUCUCAGCAACCUUCCCAAAUGAAAGCUCUAGCAGGCUCUCUUCAUCUCCAUUCAGGAAGACAAAGGGAGGAGAGAUGCUGCAGCUUUCUUGCUUCGCUCUCAUUCCUCUCUAAUGGCCUUGAAAUGUAUUAUUAUGCAAAUGUGAAUUUUGAUACUGAACUUUAAGAAGAGGUUGUUUCUUUUUCAAACAAAAAAAGGUCCCAUAUGUGGUCAGCAUUGCUUCUUUUUCUUGUAAGUGAAUUGUAAACUAUGCAUUCAGCAAGAGAUGGUUUGGGGGAGGAAAAGAGAGUCCUGCGAAACUGUUGAAAAUGUUUCUGUGUCCAUUGAAUUCCAACACUGAUGUAGGAGGAAAGAGGUUCAUGUCAUGGGAGGACUUAAUGGAACCCAUCUCUUCUGAGAAGUUGACUUAUUUGAUUGCCAGGCAGAUUUGUUUUUGGAGGGAAUUAAAAUCAACUUCAGAAAUGAAGUAAUGUCUGCCUGUUUCACAGGACUGUGCUUUCUUGCCAUGCAGUGUUAGACCAGGAUCAGCAGCAUGACACAAAACAGCCCAAGGAGAGAAUUUAUCUACAUAGCACCUCCUCCAUUUGUUCAACCUCAGGAAAUGGCACCUCAUGCACUGUCUUUAAGGAUUUACUCUACAACUUGUUCUCCUUUACAACUGCCCUUGUUCCUCAGGAGAAUUACAAUGUGGCUUUUCCUUGCAUGCAUUUCCAAAACUCUGUCCUAAAAGUUUCUACCAAUUCCCAUUGCAGAUGAAACAUAAAAUAGCAAUGCCAGCUUGGAACUGCUGUAGAAUAUAUACUGCACUGGCAUUAGUCAAUUCCUUGUCUUCUAAUGUUCAUCAGAACUGUUCAAGGAAGACGGCAUGCUAGUCACCAUCUGUGACUUCUUUGAGCUAAUACUACCACUAAUAAAAUGGAGGCGAGUGAUAGAGACUAGAAGAGGAAAUUUAUAUGGAUUCUUUUGCUGGCAAGAAGCUGCUUGGAAAGGAGAAAGAUUUCACUUCCUUACUUUCCGAAUGUAGAGGCUGCUUCCCAUGUUAAUGGAGGUGUGUUUCCUUUACAAGUCUCCCUUGGGUGUUGUGAACUGUGGUAUCUGCCUCAUUUCACCUUGGCAUCAUCAUAGCCAAGAAAUUCUCCUACCUAUAAUUCAGUGUUUUUUUUCUCACACAGCAAUUUUUUGUUGGUGUUCACAGUACUGUAAUGAAUAAUAAAUAGCCUUGACCGCUCAUUCUCACAUGCAUACUUGCCUUGCAGAUGUGAUCUUAUCAGGAUUCUUAUCUGGUAGAUUGCCUUUUUUGUUGUUGUUUGUUGAAGGGGAAAAGUUUCCAGCUCUUUGUCUCAGAAUACCUCGUGGUACAUAUUUACCUUUAGUGUAACUGGCCUUGUAUAUUCUCUUUCAUACUUAGUGAGAUUAUACUGUUCCUACAUUUGUCCUAGUGGUUUGAAGACUGGAUCAUGAGGCUGAAACUCCUGAGUUCUAAUCCUGGCCUUUACUCUUCCCUCUUUUUGCCUUAGGCAAGAGUCAUUUAACCUUUGCCUCAGUUUCCCCAUCUGUAAAAUGGGGAUAAUAAUACUUACCUACCUCACAGGGGUUUUGUGAGGAUUGACUACAGGUUUUUGUGAAGUGCUUCAAAGAAAAAGUACUUUUUAUAAGUAUUAUUAUAUGGAGGUGUAACUAGCAGGCUACCUCCUUUCCCAGUCUUAGACGUACAUCUCAGGGAUGUGCAAAGAGGAAAUAGGAGAGGAAACAGUGUAUUUUAUUUUUUACUUGUUAAGCCAUCAAAUACAACUACUUUUAACAAGAAGGAAGGAGCUAAAGAGCUGAACUAUUCACAAAUCUCCCUCGAGUUCCACAUAUAGCAUGCAGAAAAGCCAGUCUUUUAACAGACACAUUUUAAAAAUAAAGUACACUUCCUCUUGAAUUGGAAUAUGUAAAGUUUGCCAUCUUUUGUAUGUCCCCCUUUUAAUUAGACAUGGACUUUUUUGUUAGAUGGCAGCACAUCUGCUGCAUUUGGGAAAGGAGACAUUGCUGUGUAGUUUAUAUGAGUUCUGUAAAAUGACAAUAUUUGUCAAGUAGUUGGCUUAAAGAUGGGGACACUUGCUUUCCUGUUUGUGUGUUAAACAUAUGCUGCCUCAUUCCCAAUAUACACAAGCCAUUGUAUGCCAAUAAAACAUGGAAACACAGUAAUGUUCAUUAAUAAGAGCUGCUUGUGAAUAUGCCUUACAGCCUUCUCAAAAUCUUUGGGAGGAGGGGUGGAAUAAGAGGUUUGGGGUAAAUUCCAUAGUUAGGGAGUCUUUGCUGCUUCCUUCCUUUUCUGAUCUAUUAUGGACACCAUUCUCUCUUCAAUCUUAGACGUGCAUCUCAGGGAUGUGCAUAUUGAGCCCAGCAUUCGGAUCUUGGAAAACCUAAGAUUUGGUUCCAUUCUAUAUUUGAAGUCUCCAUAUUGGACACUCCCUUAAUCUUUUUCAUCCUUUACUCCCCAAGGAGCAGCUCUGUCCACAACUGUUAAGUGAUUAAAAGUUCUACGGUGGUCAAAUUCAACAUGAUGCAGGUGUAUUUGUAUCUGUAUCUCUCUGUUUUUGUGUAUGCAUACAUAUACAAAUGCUCACUCAAGAUUCCACCUUCCACUAGUUGGGGCAAGAAAACUGAAGUGCAGAUCACCUAACAAAAACAAACAGCAGCUUUGAUCUGCUAAUACAUAUGCACUGCUUCCUUUAAAACAAACUUUCUUUCUUUUUUUUGAGGGAGGGAUGAAAAAAGCAGUGGAGUUUAGAACUACUUUAGCAUCCACUGGUUAGACAGAGACUUGAAAUGCUGCUUUAAUUUCAGAGCUCCUAUGGGGCUAUGUUUACAAAGAACUGAUCAGGAAAAUGACCAAUUGUGGAUAUCCAACUUAGUGAAUUAUGCUUCAUUUCUGGUGAGCAAGCCAUGUAGUGGAAAAUGUCUUAAUGGAAAAUGAAAGAAGUUUAACUCCACCUAGCCUUAUUUGUGAAGUAAACAAUAUUUUAUGUCCAAAAUAUCUUGAUUAGAAAAGGCAGCUUUUCUACUUUGCACAUAAAUAGGUAAUACGAAGGUACAGCUGAAAUGCUAUUGCCUGAAACACUGUCCCUUCCCCCAAGCAGGCAUAAUAGUGGAUACAUGUAUUGAGGCUCUUUGCAAAGAUACCUAUUAGUAUUUUUUCCUUAUACUUGAAAUAACGUACCCAUCUCUAUUUGUCAGUUGGGCAUCCAAGAAUGGUGGAAUAGUGGAAAAUAGGAAAAGGCACAAUAUGUUUUCAUGCUAGAGUUUGCUUAGUUCUCUCCCCUCCCCCAUAGUGCUUUUAUUUCAGCUUACUUUCUAUCCUAGGAAUUCACAUGGACACAGAAACACAGCACUUUAUGUGCUCUUGCAUGGCAUGCUGCCCUCCCCUUCUCCCUCUCUUCUCUAUUUUUAUUUUAGUAUAGUGGUACUUAAAAUCACUGUUUCACUUAAAAAGACAAUAAAAUGUUUAAACUCUACUAAUGUACAAAUAAGCUGAAAUGUUGCAUUUAUGUGUAUUUUGCCAUAGCAGGUACUGUAUUUCUCAUGCUGGAUUUCAAACCAACAAAAGGGUGAUGUUUUAUUGGAGUGUGACAAGUUGAGAGUAAUAAGGAAUUAAGUCGUCGUCAUUUCAUUGAAAUUGAGAGAUGGUGUAAUACAUAUUACGUUUUCUGAAGGUUUUUGUUUUUUUGCUUUUAAGCAGCUUUUGUUUUUAUUUUGUUUUUGUUUUUUAAGAUAUGAUUGUAUUAUGUGCAACUCAGUUGCUUACAUUAUAACUACAAAAUAUUUUUGGGUUCCUGGAAAAAGAAAGACUAAUAAAUGUGUUUGGCUGCUAAGCAUUUAA
Messenger RNA from Podarcis muralis (Common wall lizard), 17990 nucleotides. The record is from RefSeq and is a predicted model, not a curated record. Lineage: Eukaryota; Metazoa; Chordata; Lepidosauria; Squamata; Lacertidae.